CCUUUUUGUGACGCAAGCUAGGGCGAGCCAGCGAACGGACAGGACGGACAGAAUAGCUUCGGCUAUUCGACACCAGCAUGCGGAGAUGGGCAGUCAUUUAUGUGCUUCUCUGCAUCUUCACAACACCUUACACUGCCACAGAAUUAGACUGUGCAGAAUAUCAACUCGACUUAAGCAGCCGAUCCCUGUUCACGGAUCAGCACUUUUCAUCAUCAAGUGUCUACAAUAAGAACUUUCAACCUUUCAAUGCAAGAUACAGCGAUGGUUUGGCCGCAUGGUGCGCUGAAAAGGUCGACAAUCCAAACGAUUACCUGCAAAUAGACCUUGGUCGCGUACACCAGAUAUGCGCCGUAGCGUCGAAAGGUUACGAAAGCAGCAAUGAAUUCACGACUAGCUAUAGGGUUCUGUAUUCGAUGGAUAAUGCCUUCUGGGCAACUUAUCAAGAAACGCCAGGGGAGGACAAGGUUUUCCAGAGAGGGCGUAUCAAAGUUAGCAAGUCAGUUAAAUUUCCAUUGAGGACUCCAAUCAAAGCCAAGUUUAUUCGUUUCGUACCGGUGGAGUUUUACGGUCAUAAAUGCCUCAGGGUGGAGCUAUUUGGAGUACUAGAUGAAGGUUGCUCUGAGCCACUUGGACUAGAGAUCGGAGCUUUUGGAAGCAACACCUUUGCGGCAUCUUCGCACCCCGACAACGCCCACUUCGCUCGUCUCUAUUCAUCUAAAGGCUGGUCCGCAGCUGAAGCAACGCAAGGCCAAUACCUCCAGAUCGACUUGAUGUCUGCGCGGACUGUAUCGGGCGUGGCUAUCCAGGGGUGCGAAGGGGGAUGGGUGUCUUCUUUUGUGCUCCAGCAUGGUAUGACCAACAGCACCUUCAAUGAUUACAAACUGGACGGUCAAUAUACGCACUCGUUCGAGGGGAAUAAAGACGCUAUCCAGGUUCGCGUGAAUUGGCUCAGUAAGCACAUCCGAGCGAGAUACAUCCGCAUCAACCCUACCGCCUGGCAUUCCUCCAUCUGUCUGAGAGUCGAACUGUUUGGUUGUUUAGAGUCUUGUGAUCAGUCGCCGCUCGGCGUUGGAGACCACAGGAUCCCCGAUAGCCACAUCACAUCUUCUUCAAUCAUAGACAAAGAUUCCGCCGCCAGUCACGCUAGACUUGGGUUAGAUAACGCUUGGUGCGCAUCUAGUGACGAUGAUAAACCUUGGAUACAGUUCGAUCUUGGUGACGAUCACGUGAUCUGUGCUAUAGCAACACAGGGAGACAGCAAAUCAGAAUCAUGGGUGACGUCAUACCACGUACAGUAUUCUGAAGUGGGUACGGAUUGGCAAGGCAAUAGUUACAAGGCGAUAGGACGUGGCGCCAAUGAGCUUUUCGCGGGCAGCUUUGACAAGAGCUCUGUUGUGAAGCAUCAGCUGGACAACCCUAUUAGGGCGCGGUAUGUUCGCGUCCUACCGCAAGAUUAUAGCGGCUUUGCGUGCAUGAGAGUGGAGCUCUACGGCUCUUCUCUUUCCGUCUGUCAACGAACAUCUGGUGGUAUCCGAUUGGGAGGAUCUAUCCCGGACUAUAAGAUACGCGCAACCUCAAGAUACGCACCAGCUUACGCAGGCUUCUCUGGAAGAUUGAACGGUCCGUUUGGAUGGGCGGUCGGUCCGGACGCAGGCGACGAUGAAUAUCUUGAGGUGGACUUCGGGUACCCUGUGGUGUUGUGCGGAAUGGCUAUUCAAGGCAGUGGGGUAAUAAAGAACAACGAGUUUGUAAAAUCGUACAAGCUUCAGGUGUCUCAGGAUGGGAGAGACUGGAAGUUCUACUCACCCAAGGACGACGGCGAGGAGUUUCUUAUUCCUGGAAGCAAAGAUCGCUUCGAUACCGCCAAGCACGUCCUACAGCGUCCUGUUGUGGCCAAGUUCAUCCGAGUCUAUCCUGUGGAGUUCUACUCGCAUAAAACCAUGCGAAUUGACGUCUUUGGUGUACCGCAAGGAUGGCGAUCACCCGUUGGUAUCGAGUCAGGACAAACACGAGUUGCGAGUUCCCAAAUAACGAGUGAUGAUCCGUCAUUUGACGCUAACCUAGUGCGCUUGUACAGCGGUUUUCGGUGGUGCGCCGAACAGAAUGCGGAUCCACAGGGUUUCCGGUAUGUGCAGGUAGACUUGCAAGUCAAUCACGUGAUAACGGGUGUUGCUACACGUGGCGAUACGAACAACUGGGUGAAGACAUACACUUUGCAAUUCGCUCUGGCUCAAGACUCGUGGUUCAACUCGACUGAGCUAGUCAAAGGGAACAGUGAUGGUACCGGAACAGCAGUCAGCUGGUUGGUGAGACCUGUGGUGGCGCGCUUUGUACGAAUUACGCCCAAGACAUCACACGGAAAGCCCUGCUUUGCGUUUGAUCUUCAUGGCUACCGCAAUAACGAUACAGUCCCCCCUCCAUCCGUCGCAAUGACCAAGACAGGAGAGCUCUCCGCAUCCAGCGACACUGAACUCACGUGCACCGUGUACAGUGACCCGAGAGUAAAGAUUGAAUGGAUCAUGAAAGACAAGCCACUCGUCCCACAACCCACCACUCAUUACAACAAGGGAUUCGCCAUUUCGUCUCUGCAAGUACCGUACGUGUCCACAAGCCACGUAAAGAAGCUUGGUAUAUGCAGCUUCGAGGAUUAUACAAGGGAGAGAUAUAUCUGCUCCUGGGAGUACAGGUGUAAUGCAUUCCUACCUCAUGUGAUCAGCUGUGGCGCUACUGGAGUGACGGGAACUGUGCAUGCAGAGAUAAGAAACAAGUGUGAGCAAAUACGUCGUUGCCAUGGCAGCAGUACGUGCAUGCCGAGUGACACGUACCCGGAAGGCUUUUACUGCACGUGCGUCAAGAUGGGUAACCACGCCUCCAGCGGUAGUGGUGCAGACAGAAGUCGCUUGAGGCCUGGCACUAGUGAUUACUGCCGAGCAAACCACGCAUUAAAUAAAAACGCAGAGCAAAGCAGCUCGGACGUGGAUAAGCCAUCAGACGCCGAGAACGCCCUGGACAUCACUAAGACAUCAGGGGACGUGGAUAACCACGGCUGUUCUAUGACGAUUUCCUCAGAUAACCCAUGGUGGACGGUCGACUUGGGAAGAAGCUAUAACAUCAAAGAAGUGGUGGUUAAACGAGCAGAGUGCUGCCCUGUCAGCGUUUCCAUCCACAUAGGCGAUUCCAGUGACAGCGGUGGUGCUGGUAAUGCGCAGUGCGGCACGCGCAUGGAGCUCCCACAUGGUUCGUACGCAGCAGCGUACUGUCAACCACCAAUAGACGGGCGAUACGUGUCAGUCAGAGCACAUGGGAAGGACACCGCACUCGCGCUGUGUGGCGUUGAAGUGUACUCGGAAUUCACGGACUUCGAUGAAUGCACAAAUAGCACAAUAUGUCCAGAUAGCGAUCGCAUGCUGUGCACAAAUACUGUGGGCUCAUACACUUGUUCAUGUGACACCGGGUUGGCCUGGGACGAGAAGAAGCGGAAGUGCAUAGAUGUGGACGAAUGUAUGACGGGAACUCACAACUGUAGCACCACAGCAGAAUGCUUGAACAUUGUCUCAGGUUAUACGUGCACGUGUAAAACUGGUUACCAUGGUGACGGCUAUCAGUGUCAUGACGUGAACGAAUGUCAAGAAGGACUAGCAAAUUGUGGUGAUGACACCAAAUCACAGUGUAUAAAUACCGUGGGCUCAUACAAAUGCUCUUGUAAUACUGGGUACCAGUACCAAGGAAAUGAGCGCGUGUGUAAAGACAUAGACGAAUGUAAAAGCAAGGACGACUGCUUGCAGUGCACUAAUCAGAUUGGCGCUUACAAGUGCGGUAACUGCGCUACAGGAUACUCGCGACGAGGAUGGGUGUGCGAAGAUUUGGAUGAAUGUAGCUUCGGCAAGUAUGAUUGCCCUUCGAACAUGUUGUGUAAGAACAAAAUCGGUUCGUACGAGUGCGUUUGCAAGGAUGGAUACAAGAGAAAAGGAUCUGUCUGUGUUGACGUAAACGAGUGCGAGACAGUUAAAUGUCCUAAGAACCAUGCUUGUAAAAACACAGACGGAAGUUAUACUUGUGUUUGUAGAAAAGGCUAUAAUCUGGUAGAGAAUGAAGAUGAAAAGUUUUGCGUUAAAGCACUCAAGCGCAGCGGCCAGGCCAGCCCUGUGAUGUCUUCACUGCUAUCCCACAUGCUUGUUGCCAUGGUUACUUUUGUUCUCACAAUGACAGCCUAUUAAUCGACCCCACUUGUCACUUGUAAUUGCAAUCACUACUUAUGAAUUAUUACUGUAAAGGAAUGAACAGGAUAUGGGUAGCACAUUAUAUACAACUAUGAAAUGAUUUUCCUAUGAAUAAAAAGUGCAAUUGAA
Molecule: messenger RNA, 4349 nt
Organism: Nematostella vectensis (starlet sea anemone)
Lineage: Eukaryota; Metazoa; Cnidaria; Anthozoa; Actiniaria; Edwardsiidae
Exons: 22
Coding region: 78-4217 (1379 amino acids)
Molecular function (GO): calcium ion binding
Source: RefSeq, a predicted model, not a curated record